AAUUUCUAUGACCUACUUAUCUGCCUGACAUAUCCGCGCUUAGAGGACAUAACCGGUAUAAGACUGAUCUUGAUGCAUCUCAAUUGAAGCAUUGGAGCGUAUUCUGCUCCACUAUCUUACUCAUGGAUGUCAAAUUUCGGGCGUUCGAUGUGCCUACGAUUCUUUCGUCACUGAAAGAGAAUGUUGUGCCUUUCUUCUACACUUGGUAUGGCGCUGCUUUAUCAGUAUUUGUCUUAUUCAAUUUCAAGGCCUUGCCGUUUGUAUGGACAGCGCGAACAUAUUACCAUCUAAAUACCGCCUUUCGGAAUCAGCAAAAACGACUAGUUAAAUCCUCUGACGGAGGCAGGAGGAAAGUUGCUCUGGUUAGGAAAGAAAACGUGGGAGAUUCGAUCGAAAAGCACCCUUUAUUCAAGGCGGACAUUAUUAGCACCUAUGUACCGCUGUUGGAAAUCGACAUGAAUUUGCAUAAAUCGAACUCGACUUUUUUCACAGACCUUGACGUAUCUCGGAUCAAGUUAAUGGGGAGAAUAAUUGCGCCAGUUUGGCCAAUGGACGACAUGGAGGUUGAAUACAAAGGGCGAGAUGGAAAGGACAAAAAAGAAAAGAUAAAGGGUCGACCUGCUCUCAUUUUGGGAGCUACACAUACGUCUUUCAAACGCGAGCUUCGACCCUAUGCCUCCUACAAUGUCGAAUCACGAAUCCUAGGCUGGGAUUCUCGCUGGAUAUAUGUCGGAUCAUGGUUCCUUAGCAAAUCUACAUCCAAGAAGAAGGUGUAUGCUACCAGUUUGUCAAAGUAUAUCAUCAAGAAGGGGCGUAUAACGGUACGCCCAGAGCAGUUCUUCGUUGAAUGCGGGUGGAUUCCAGCUCAAGAGGCAGAUAAUAAUGAAAUGGAGAAAGUGGUAGACGGUGAGGCAGGAUGGUCAAGGCCAGAAGUUGAUGCCCACAAAGAGAAGGGAAUGCAGAUUGUCAAGACGUGGGGAGAGGCAAAUGUGUUAAUGGAGCAAGAAUACGAAGACUAAAUGAUGGACAUAGACUGUUACGAAAUGAUAUAUAGAGAAUCCUCGGCUGUUAUGGAGUAGGGCUUUUAGAGGCCUCUGACCAAACUGCCAUAUCAUUUCCGAUCCAGUCUUUAGUGAGG
This is a messenger RNA of Trichoderma asperellum CBS 433.97, 1138 nucleotides long. RefSeq lists its product as uncharacterized. NCBI's taxonomy places the organism in Eukaryota, Fungi, Ascomycota, Sordariomycetes, Hypocreales, Hypocreaceae. The record is from RefSeq and is a predicted model, not a curated record.